UCAUUCGUUUUUGUUGAAAAUAUAUGUUGUAUAACCUAUCUAGCAGUUGUAAACAUUCUACAAUUUAUAUAUGUGUAAGCUCCUAUAUGUUGAUAAUGCGUGAGUCAGUGUCAGAGGAUAAAGCACUCUAAUAUAUACAUAGAUAAUUCAGAAGAUAUUUCGCAGUGGCAGGUUGAUUUUGCGGCUUCUUGUAAAACAUAAGAUGGGAAAAGAUAAAUCCAUAGAAUCAUCUGUAGGAGGAGAUGAAAUCUCCAAAAAGGCUCUUAAAAAACAACAGAAGGAAGCAGAGAAAGCAGCGAAAAAAGCUGAACGUAAAGUUCAAAAUCAAGCACAACAAGAAAUAAAUCAGGAAGAUGUAUCAGUUGGAAUGUACGGAGACAUGGGAUUGAUACAAAGUAAAGAUAAAUACUCAGAAAGAAAAUUUGUAGAUAUUAAAAAUUUGAAACCAGAUUUAGAAAAUCAGACUGUCUGGCUAAGGGGUCGUUUACAUACUAGUAGAGCAAAAGGUAAACAAUGUUUUAUUGUUUUAAGACAGCAAUCGUAUACAGUGCAGGGUUUGGCUGCAAUAAAUGAAACAGUUAGCAAACAAAUGAUUAAAUUCAUAUCUAAUAUUACCAAAGAAUCAAUUGUCGACAUAGAAGCAGUUGUAAAGCUUGUGCCUUCUAAAAUUGAAUCAUGUACACAGAAAGAUGUAGAAGUUCAUAUUAAACAAAUUUUCGUGGUAAGUGCCGCGAAACCACAAUUACCUUUACAAAUUGAAGAUGCCUCAAGACCUGUAACAGAAGCAGAUGAUAGCACUCUUAAUAUCAAAGUAAAUCAGGACACUAGAUUAGAUAAUAGAGUCCUUGAUCUUAGGACUCCAGCUAAUCAGGCUAUAUUUAGAGUAGAAGCAGGCAUUUGUAAAUUAUUCAGAGACAUUCUUACAAAUAAAGGUUUUGUUGAAAUUCAUACACCAAAAAUUAUAUCUGCAGCAAGCGAGGGUGGAGCAAAUGUGUUUACAGUAUCAUAUUUUAAAGGAAAUGCUUACCUAGCCCAAUCUCCGCAACUUUAUAAGCAAAUGGCAAUAGCAGCCGAUUUUGACAAAGUUUUUACUGUGGGUGCAGUUUUUAGAGCAGAAGAUUCUAAUACACAUAGGCACUUAACAGAAUUUGUAGGGCUAGAUAUAGAAAUGGCAUUUAAAUAUCACUAUCAUGAGGUAGUUGAUACUAUUGGACAAUUAUUCACAGAGAUAUUUAAAGGUCUUCAAAAUAAUUAUGCCGCUGAUAUCGAGGCUGUUCGUCAACAAUAUAAUGUUGAGCCUUUCAAGUUUUUAGAUCCACCUCUGAAAUUAGAAUUUAGCGAUGCAAUUGAAUUAUUGGCAGAGGCUGGUGUAACUUUAGGAGAAGAAGAUGAUUUGUCUACACCAGAUGAAAAACUGUUGGGUAAACUUGUCAAGGCAAAAUAUGAUACUGACUUUUACAUCCUGGAUAAGUAUCCAUUGGCUGUAAGACCGUUUUAUACAAUGCCGGAUCCCAACAAUCCUAAAGCGUCCAAUUCUUAUGAUAUGUUUAUGCGUGGCGAAGAGAUUAUUUCAGGCGCGCAACGUAUUCAUGAUCCUGAUCUUCUUACUGAACGCGCGAAACACCAUGGUAUAGAUUUAGAAAAGAUAAAAUCGUAUAUUGAUGCAUUUAAAUAUGGUUGUCCUCCUCACGCUGGCGUUGGAAUUGGUAUGGAACGUGUCGUUAUGUUAUAUCUUGGCUUAGAUAAUAUCAGAAAAGUUUCAAUGUUUCCUCGCGAUCCCAAGCGUAUUACACCAUAAAUUUCAAGUAUCUUACGUAAUCUAAGUGCUUACCAUUUGGCUAUUAAGAAAAACAGAAGAUUUUUAAAAAUGUGUUAUCUUUAUAAUCAUAUUCAUAUUGUAAUUUUAUAAAAUAACAAAGGCUAAUUUAAACAAAGGCGUCGUACAGGUUUCUACUUGAGCAAAUAGUAACUAAAAAAUUUCACUUAGGCUCACCUACUUUCCUACAAGAUUAAUCCUAGAUUUAAGAAUAUUUAAUGAUCGUUUAUAUUGAAACUAAAUUAUAAAAAUAAAUAAUUCAAACAUAU
This is a messenger RNA of Megachile rotundata (alfalfa leafcutting bee), 2085 nucleotides long. It is a transcript of the gene AspRS, whose product is annotated as aspartyl-tRNA synthetase. Lineage: Eukaryota; Metazoa; Arthropoda; Insecta; Hymenoptera; Megachilidae. Gene Ontology annotation, cellular component: cytosol; aminoacyl-tRNA synthetase multienzyme complex; cytoplasm. The record is from RefSeq and is a predicted model, not a curated record. Gene Ontology annotation, molecular function: ATP binding; aspartate-tRNA ligase activity; RNA binding. Gene Ontology annotation, biological process: aspartyl-tRNA aminoacylation.